AUGAACACAGAUAAUCGUUAUCCAGUAACCGCUUCCUUAUUUAUGCUACGGGAGAUGAAGCAUCGUCAAGUACAGGUGCAGAGAGGCUAUCAACUCCUCAGACGCAAGGCUGAAGCGCUCAGAAUCCGCGGUAGACAAGCGGCUGCUGAACUCGCUUCUACACAAGCUAUCCUCGGCCACACCUUGAGAGAGGCCUACAUAUCACUCGCCGCCGUCAAGUUUACCAAUGGGGAGUCUAAUGCAAUGGUCCUUGAAAACAUUGGGCAGGCGCAAGUAAGGGUUCUACGUGUCCCAGAAAAUAUUUCCGGUGUAGCGACAGUAUCUCUGUUGCCUAUAGAAGAUGCAUCGGUUAGUGAUGCACUUCGAUAUGCGGGACUCGGCGCAGGCGGUCACCGUACUAGCGAAGCUAAGAAAGCAUUCCGAGAGGCAGUACACAUAUUAAUCAAGUUUGCCUCUUUGAGGAACACAUGUAUAUUACUGGACGAGGCUCUCAGGUCGACUCUCAGAAAGGUUAAUGCCAUUGAAAAAGUUAUGAUGCCGAAGUUACAUAAUACCGAAAAAUAUAUUUUAAUGGAAAUGGACGAGAGGGAGAGAGAAGAAUUCCAUAGACUGAAAAUGCUAAAAGCGAAGAAAACACGGUCAAAAGUGGCAGCUGCUCGUUUUAUUCGUGACACUGAAGAUACGUGCGAAACCAGUGGUAUUUUUUUUUAA
This is a messenger RNA of Diatraea saccharalis (sugarcane borer), 711 nucleotides long. NCBI's taxonomy places the organism in Eukaryota, Metazoa, Arthropoda, Insecta, Lepidoptera, Crambidae. The record is from the annotation of a GenBank genome assembly.